UUUCAGCUACUAGAGUGAGAAAAAGACGGUUAAAUCGUCAUUCACAUAUCAAAUUAGCAACAAACCUAUUUGUUGCAAAUUCGUGCAUUAGCAGCAUAAAAUAUUUGCCGCUAACAUUUGUCGCUAAAAUGAUUUAGCGGCAGCAGUAUUGAUAGCACACAUUUAUGUGCCAUUAUAGGAUUAUCGCAGCACAUAAAUGACUUAUCGUGACAAAUAGACUAAGCCGUUAAUUGUCAUUUUUCUUGUAGUGUUUUAACCAACCCUACUUUUCACUAUUCACCUUAACCCGUGGAUCACACAUUGGAAGAUCCAAAUUCACGUCAUAGCUUGUGACACAUAAAACUACUGUUGCCUGAUCCUUGGCCUAAGUUUGGAGGAAACAAAGAUGCUCCACCCCUUAUACAUCCAUUCAAAGAUGAUUUGUGAUCUAUAUAAUUCACCAAUUUCUUAACACUCUUCCCCACCAAUUAUAUAGUGCCAAAGAUGUAUUAGAUAACGUAAACUUUCCUAGAUUCACUUGCCACUUAAUUAUGAGCACUUCUACUAUGCUAUAUAGUAUUGGUGCUUUAAUGUACAACUUAAAGUUGUACCAUAACAUUAAAUGUAUAAGUUUAGGUUGUACCAUAAAGCAAUUUGUAUCAUUAUGUUAUGGUACAACUUUACGACUUGAAAUUGUACCAUCACAUAAAGGUACAAGUUCAAGUUGUACCAUAAAAGAAUUUGUACAAAAAGUAUAGGUACAAUCUAAAGUUGUACCAUAACGUAAAUGUACAAUUUUAUGUUGUACCAUAAAGGCAAAAUCCUAUAGCACCAAUACUAUAUAGCAUUGUAAAAUUUCUCAUUAAUUAUACCAUGCUUUACAUGGAAUUAUACUCUUACCCAAAUAUCUGCCAAGAAAUUCCAAGUAAAUUUAAAAUAACAAAUAAUAAAAACCCUUUAAUUGGUAGGAGAGUUGCCCCAAAAAUUGACAACACCUAGUCAGCAAUUGGUGGAUUAGAACCUUUAAAAGCGAUUUUAGCAUAUAUUCUUAUAUUCUUAAAAGUGAUUUGCAAUUAUGUUGAUAAAAUAUAUGCCCUAUGUCCCCUCUUUCCCUUCUUGAUAUGCAAAAAUUCUGAUUCACUCUCUUACGUAGCAUAUAAUUCCUUACUUAGCUUCAACCACAAGCAAUUAACAACAAGUUUGUUUCUUUAUCAUCACCCAUAUAUCCAUUCCUCCCACUCUAAAUUGGGUCAUUAACCAAUUCAUCAAAUGAUCUCUCCAUAACACUAUAAAUCAUACCUUGUCACAUACCCUCCAAAAGGGCCAAAAACCCUAUACUCCAAAAGAAAGGAGCAAUGAAAUACAGCGAGAUAUCCCACUUCAGCCACCCUCAACACAAGCUGAGGUACGAGUUCACCGAGUUCCCCUUCAAGUGCGACGGGUGCAAGGAGGCUGGGAUCGGUUCGAGGUUCCGGUGCUCGACCUGCGACUUCGACCUCCACCAGCACUGCGCCGUACCGUCCCCUUACUCCCUCCACCACCCUUUCUACACCAAGUGCUCCUUCCAGUUCUUCUCCCGCCCUCCGGGGGACAUCCCCCGCUACUGCAACGCCUGCGGGCGCGACGUGGCGGGGUUCCUGUACCACUGCAGGGACUGCGGGUUCGACUUGCACCCCUGCUGUGCCAAGCUCCCCGUCGUCAUAGACGAUGGGGAGGUCAAGUUGUACCUUUACAGAAAGGUCGGCUCCCCCUGCCACAGGUGUGGCAGAAAAGGGAGGAGCUGGAGUUAUCGGUCCACGUGCAAGAAGUACAACUUGCACGUGGCGUGUGUUAAGGACAUGUUGGUUGAGAACUGGGCCGAUUUGUGUUCAAAUGUUAAUGAACAUCGAUAUGUUGGAUCGAGGAGCGUGAACAUUAUGGGUAGUGACAGAGAAUGUUUUGGUUUCAGUGGAGGUGGUGGCGACGACAGAGGAGCAGGAGGAGGAGGAGGGAGUAGUCGGAGGUUCUGGACGAGGAUUCCGACGUUGAAGAACACGGUGAAUGUUCAGAGGAAGAGUAAGGGGAAGGUGAAGAAGUGUUGUGAGGUGGCUGGGUUGGGCGUGCAGUUCAUUGUGGCGGCUGUGCUUGGUGAUCCAACGGCUCUUAUUGCUGGCCUUGUUGGAAUAUUGAUUUCCAAGGGUUGAUGUUGUUGUUGGUAUGGAGAAUAUUAGGAAGGGUGUGUUGUUAAGCAAGGCCUGUUGAUCAAUAGUUUAGUACUGUUGAUUGCUUUAAUGAAUAAAUGAAGUUCUUCCAGGAGGAAAGUGCAAAUGGCAACUUAAGGAUGAUGUGGGAAAAGCAUAUGCAAUGUACAUAUUCGUGCUAAUGAAUGUUUAAUGGUUCUUGAAAGUUAUGACUUGGAUGUUUGUGAUAAUGAAUUUUUUAGUUGAUUCUUGUAGAUUUUUUUUUUUUUUAGGAUUGUAGAAUUUUGUUUUGAUGAAGGAUCAUUGUCGAGUUUCGAUGAGACAAAAUCUUGUAUUUGAAAGGAAGAGAUAAAGAAAUUAUGGUGAGGAUGAGGAUUAUAGAUCCAUCAUCGUAUCUUAAAUAUAAGGGAAUUUCAAUCUUUGGAAUGGAUGAAUCAUUCUUCAUUUGAAUAGAGUACAAGUGUAAUCAUGUAGAUUAAGUAUUUUAAGUCGAAAGACUAAGUUGAUCAUUAUAAAAAUUGCAAAAGAAAUGGAACGAAUCAUCCCGAUUGACAACUUAUAAUUUCUCUUUAUUUUUUUUGUCUUUAACAAUCUAGCGACUCAAUCUUAUAUUUGAACUUUUGAAUUUUCUUGACAAUUUUAAAUUGUAGCUCUUUUUUUAUUGUAUUUAUAAACAUAUAAAUUUUCAUUCAAUUU
Linum trigynum is the source of this 2855-nucleotide messenger RNA. NCBI's taxonomy places the organism in Eukaryota, Viridiplantae, Streptophyta, Magnoliopsida, Malpighiales, Linaceae. The record is from the annotation of a GenBank genome assembly.